This is a messenger RNA of Andrographis paniculata, 969 nucleotides long. Its product is annotated as beta-D-glucosyl crocetin beta-1,6-glucosyltransferase-like. The transcript has 2 exons. NCBI's taxonomy places the organism in Eukaryota, Viridiplantae, Streptophyta, Magnoliopsida, Lamiales, Acanthaceae. Gene Ontology annotation, molecular function: UDP-glycosyltransferase activity. The coding region runs from base 88 to 789 and encodes 233 amino acids. The record is from RefSeq and is a predicted model, not a curated record.
GGGAAUCUCAUCCUAUUCCGGGAUCCAUCGAUGACAUCAACUUCGAAACUAAACACAUAUAGAUCACCUCAGAGCAGCACUGUAUAGAUGAUGGGAAGCCAUUCCUGUUCAAUCAAUCCAUUCUUCUCAUUGAUGAAAGGACCUCUAAUUUCCGACGGAAACAACGGCGACGUCGAGAGCUCGAAAGUCCUUCAAUGGCUGGGGAAGAAGCCUCGGGAUUCGACGCUGUUUGUUUCCUUUGGGAGCGAGUAUUUUCUGUCGGAGAUGGAGGUUGAAGAAAUUGCGAAAGGGCUAGAGCUUUGUGACAGUACGAUUAACUUCAUAUGGAUCAUCCGUUUUCCUAUCGACACAACUAUAACCCUCGAUGAAAUGUUGCCGCGAGGCUUUCUUGAUCGGGUCGGGGAGAGAGGAAUGGUUAUAACGGGAUGGGCGCCGCAGGCGGAGAUAUUGGCGCAUCCUAAUACGGGAGGGUUCUUGAGUCAUUGCGGGUGGAGUUCUGUUGUCGAAAGCAUGUACUUUGGCGUGCCGGUCGUAGCCAUGCCGAUGAAGGUUGAUCAGCCGAUAAAUGCUAAGAUGUUGGUCGAGGCUGGUAGCGCCGUGGAGGUUCGGAGGAACGAAAAUGACGGGUUUAAAGGGGAGGAGAUAGCGACGGCGGUGAUGAAGGUGUUUAGUGGCGACUGGAUGAGACGUCGGGCGCGGGAAUUGCGCGAGACGACGAAGAUUGAGAAGGAGAUAUUGUUGGAUGAAGUAGCUCAAGAACUAUGGCAACUUUUGUGUGAAUACUCAUGAUAAUAAUAGUCUUUGUCGGGAUGACUAAGUUGGUAUUACAUGUGACCGGUGACUUUAAGAUUAUUGAUUCAUAUAUUGUUCAAAAAAUUAAGGACCUCGAUAAAUUUUUAACAAUUUGAUCCUGCGAUCAUAAGUUCAUCUGCUGUAUACAAGGCCAACUAACUCUUAUGGGACAAUUGG